Theobroma umbraticum is the source of this 1215-nucleotide messenger RNA. RefSeq names its product protein PHOSPHATE-INDUCED 1-like. The record is from RefSeq and is a predicted model, not a curated record. Lineage: Eukaryota; Viridiplantae; Streptophyta; Magnoliopsida; Malvales; Malvaceae.
CAAUUCAGUUCUCUUCAUCCCAAAGCUCAACAAACAUUUCAUCUCAGCUUCUCUCUUCAUUCACUUCUCUUAGGUAAAUAGUUUCAUCAAUCAAGUUCAUCAUGGUUUCUUUUGCUGCUUCCAAUGUUGUUCUCUUUCUUGCUUUCUUGGUCUCUUUGCUUCAUUUCAACACAGAUGCAAGGAGGCUUUCCGAGUCGGAUCAAGCCGAGCAGCCUUUGCUGUUCCAAUACCACAACGGCCCUCUUCUAACUGGCAAAAUCUCUGUUAAUCUCAUUUGGUAUGGCAAGUUCAAGCCUUCUCAACGUGCAAUUGUCUCCGAUUUCGUCGCUUCCGUUACAUCUUCCAAGCCUACAGUAGCCGAACCCUCUGUUUCUACCUGGUGGACAGCCACAGAAAAAUACUAUCAGCUCAGCAAGAAACCUUCUUCUCUUGCCCUUUCAUUGGGUACACAAAUCCUUGAUGAGAACUACUCUUUGGGAAAGUCACUCACAAAUCAACAAAUCAUAGAAUUAGCAUCAAAGGGCGCCCAGAAGAAUGCCAUUAAUGUUGUCUUGACAUCAGCUGAUGUGGCUGUUGAAGGGUUCUGCUCAAGCAGGUGUGGCACCCAUGGUUCAUCUCUGGGCACAAGCAAUGGUCAGAUUAAGGGCAAGAGCUCCAAAUUUGCUUACAUUUGGGUUGGUAACUCAGAAACCCAAUGCCCUGGUCAAUGCGCCUGGCCAUUCCACCAGCCCAUUUAUGGACCACAGAACCCACCUUUGGUUGCACCCAACAAUGAUGUCGGCCUUGACGGGAUGGUCAUCAACUUGGCUAGCCUCUUGGCUGGGACUGCCACGAACCCAUUCGGAAAUGGCUACUAUCAGGGUCCGAAAGAGGCACCCCUGGAGGCUGCAUCUGCCUGCCCUGGGAUUUAUGGUAAAGGGGCUUAUCCAGGCUAUGCCGGAGACCUGCCUGUAGACGCUACAACCGGAGCCAGCUACAACGCACAUGGUGUCAAUGGCAGGAAGUACCUGCUUCCUGCCUUAUUUGACCCUUCAACCUCAACUUGUUCUACUCUGGCUUAAAAACGACGAUCGUAAGACAUGCGAAGAUGUCAGUGUAUAAAUUAUAUGUUAGGCGGUAUAAUUUUGUGAGAGAUUCUUUUAUUGUAUUAUUGGAUUAUUCUUUUUCUAUCCCUGCUGAAUAAGAGAUUCACAGUUAAAUGUUCUCCUUAUCUUA